AUGGGAAGAAGACCAGCGAGAUGCUACCGCUACUGCAAAAACAAGCCUUAUCCCAAAAGCAGAUACUGUAGAGGUGUACCCGAUCCGAAGAUAAGAAUUUAUGACAUGGGAAGAAAAAAGGCAGACGUAAAUGAAUUUAGUGGAGUGGUUCACCUAGUGUCAUACGAAUAUGAACAAAUAUCCUCAGAGGCGUUGGAAGCAGCACGUAUUAGUGCAAACAAAUAUAUGAUUACGAAUUGCGGUAAGGAUAACUUUCACUUAAGAGUUCGAGUGCACCCUUUCCAUGUGUUAAGAAUAAAUAAAAUGUUGUCGUGUGCAGGUGCUGAUAGGCUACAAACAGGUAUGAGAGGUGCAUUUGGAAAACCGAACGGUGUUGUUGCAAGGGUUGAUAUUGGACAAGUACUUCUCUCCAUAAGAACUAAAGAAAAUUUUAUUGCAAAGGCAUGUGAGGCAUUGAGAAGAGCCAAAUAUAAAUUCCCGGGUAGACAGAAAGUUUUUGUUAGCAACAAAUGGGGAUUCACCAACUUUUCCAAAGAUCAAUAUCAGGAAUAUAAGAAAAAAGGAAGAAUAAUAUCCGAUGGAGUCAGCUGCAAAUUUAUUAGGGAAAAGGGACCAUUAGAUAAAAUAUACAAGGACAUAAAUACAGUUAUUGAGUCCUAA
Molecule: messenger RNA, 660 nt
Organism: Plasmodium cynomolgi strain B
Lineage: Eukaryota; Apicomplexa; Aconoidasida; Haemosporida; Plasmodiidae
Product: 60S ribosomal protein L10
Exons: 1
Coding region: 1-660 (219 amino acids)
Biological process (GO): translation; ribosomal large subunit assembly
Cellular component (GO): ribosome; cytosolic large ribosomal subunit
Molecular function (GO): structural constituent of ribosome
Source: RefSeq, a predicted model, not a curated record